This is a messenger RNA of Cyprinodon tularosa, 1881 nucleotides long. RefSeq names its product tripartite motif-containing protein 16-like. Gene Ontology annotation, molecular function: zinc ion binding; protein binding. Lineage: Eukaryota; Metazoa; Chordata; Actinopteri; Cyprinodontiformes; Cyprinodontidae. The transcript has a single exon. Bases 52 to 1716 code for a protein of 554 amino acids. The record is from RefSeq and is a predicted model, not a curated record.
UUCUGUUUUCAGGAAAUGAAACUCAUACAGUCGCUGUGACUGAGAGGAGAAAUGGAGCAGAAUCAGCUGGACCAAGAAACCUUCUCCCGUUCAAUCUGUCUGGAUUUACUAAAGGAUCCGGUGGCUAUUCCCUGUGGACACAGCUACUGUAUGAACUGCAUUAAUGCACACUGGGAUGAAGAGGAUCAGAAAGGAAACCACAGCUGUCCUCAGUGCAGAGAGACCUUCACACAGAGGCCUAAUUUGAAAAGGAACACCAUCUUAGCAGUUUUAGUAGAGCAGCUGAAGAAGACUGGACUCCAAGCUGCUCCUGCUGAUCACUGCUUUGCUGGACCUGAAGAUGUGGCCUGUGAUUUCUGCACUGGAAGAAAACUGAAAGCCAUCAAGUCCUGUUUAGUCUGUCUGGCCUCUUACUGUGAGAAACACCUUCAGCCUCAUUAUCAUGUGGCUCCACUGAAGAAACACAAACUGGUGGAGCCCUCCAAGAACCUCCAGGAGAACAUCUGCUCUGAUCAUGAUGAGGUGAUGAAGAUAUUCUGCCGCACUGAUCAGAAAUGUAUCUGUUAUCUCUGUUGUUUGGAUGAACAUAAAGACCAUGACACAGUGUCAGCUGCAGCAGAAAGGACUGAGAGGCAGAGAGAGCUGGAGGAGAGACGAGGAAGAAUCCAUCAGAGAAUCCAGGACAGAGAGAAAGAUGUGAAGCUGCUUCAACAGGAGGUGGAGGCCAUCAAUCACUCUGCUGAUAAAACAGUGGAGGACAGUGAGAAGAUCUUCACUGAGCUGAUCCGUCUCAUCCAGAAAAGAAGCUCUGAUGUGAAGCAGCAGAUCAGAUCCCAGCAGGAAACUGAAGUGAGUCGAGUCAAAGAGCUUCAGGAGAAGCUGGAGCAGGAGAUCACUGAGCUGAAGAAGAAAGAAGCUGAGCUGAAGCAGCUCUUAAACACAGAGGAUCACAACCAGUUUCUCCACAGCUACCCCUCACUGUCAGCACCCAGUGAGUCUACACACUCAUCCAGCAUCAAUAUCCAUCCUCUGAGACACUUUGAGGAUGUGACAGCAGCUGUGUCAGAGCUCAGAGAUAAACUACAGGACAUUCUGAGAGAAACAUGGACAAACAUCUCAAUCACAAUCACUGAGGUGGAUGUUUUACUUUCAGAUCCAGAACCAAAGAGCAGAGCUGGAUUUUUGAAAUAUUUUUGUAAAAUCACACUGGAUCCAAACACAGCACACACUCAACUGUUGUUAUCAGAGGGGAACAGGAAGGUAACAGUGAUGCAACAACAUCAGUCUUAUUCUAGUCAUCCAGAAAGAUUCACUGACUGGUGGCAGGUUCUGAGUAGAGAGAGUCUAAAUAGACGUUGUUACUGGGAGGUGGAGGGGAAAGGAGGAGUUCGUGUUGCAGUCGUAUACAAAAAUAUCAGCAGAGCAGGAAAUGGAAAUGGAUGUAAGUUUGGAUGGAACGAAAAAUCAUGGGCAUUAGAUGUUUCCCAAGAUGGUUACAAAUUUGGUCACAACAACAUCUGGACCUCCAUCUCAGCUCCUUAUUCCUCCAGGAUAGGAGUGCACCUGGAUCACUCAGCAGGUAUUCUGUCCUUCUACAGCGUCUCUAAAACCAUGACUCUUCUCCAUAGAGUCCAGACCACAUUCACUCAGCCGCUACAUGCUGGACUUUGGGUUUACUGGACUGGAAACUCUGCAGAGAUCUGUAAACCAAUAUAGAUUUUCUGUCCAUUUUCACAUUGUUGAUUUGAGGUUUUGGUUCUUAUUUCUCUGCUGUUCUUUCAUUUAUUAUUUAUUUUUAAAUUUGGUACUCUAACUUUGUUACAGGAGCUGCAAAGUAUAUAACUUCUGUUUUCUUUCAUUCUGAUAUGACACCGAAAUAUA